Messenger RNA from Linepithema humile (Argentine ant), 3811 nucleotides. RefSeq lists its product as uncharacterized. Gene Ontology annotation, biological process: protein ubiquitination; negative regulation of gene expression via chromosomal CpG island methylation. Lineage: Eukaryota; Metazoa; Arthropoda; Insecta; Hymenoptera; Formicidae. Gene Ontology annotation, molecular function: ubiquitin protein ligase activity. The record is from RefSeq and is a predicted model, not a curated record.
ACGAACAGACCUAAUUUAUCCGUGUGUUUACAUCGUGAAGUUAUCGCGAGUUAUCGACAAGACAACCGCGGAUAGCGGCCAUUUGCAUUCGCGGGAGGGCUCAUCGUCUGAAUGUAGAACGAAUUUUUCAGUUGUGAAACGCAUCUUAGCGUAUGUGAUUGAUUAGUGAUCCUGAUCGUUUGCAAAAUGGCUCGGCUGAGCAACGACGUCUUGAGGAUUGUAUGUGCAAAUACAAGUCAGGAGAAUGAGAAGAGGCUGCAUGAGGCGCGAAUUAAGAAUCAGGGAAAGAAUCGAGCUAAACAAGACUUGAACAAAUUCUUUAGCAAACUCAAUCAGACUGUGGAAACAAACUCAGGAAAAGCUUCAGAUAAGUCGAGCCCAUCAUGUUACAACAAGAAUGUUACAAAUUGCUGGUAUGGUCCAAUCUUGAGAUUUCCACCUGGAUCCUGGUGGGGUAUACGCAUGGAUUGCUCCAGAGAUCGCGUGCAUGAUCCCUUUGAUGUUGAUAUACAUGAAGGACCAUUUGGAGUUGUCUCUGUUUGCACCUCGCACACUAACAUGAAUGAAGAUGUGGAUUUUGGCGAUUAUCUUACGCUAACUGGCAAGAUAUAUUGCGAGGAUCAAUCCAGCGUUGAUCCAUUUAUUCACAAUUACAAAAAUCAAAUACCAUUGAGAUUAAUUAGAAGUUACAAUCUGCAAAAUGAAAUAGCGCCUAACACAGGAUACAGAUACGAUGGACUCUACGUAAUCAUAGCCUGUUGGAUAGGUGAAGCUUUGGAUGGCACCAAAUAUAAUAAGUUUGCCCUAAUGCGUCUAGCUGAUCAGGAGCCGCCAAGCUGGAACAGCAAAACCUCGGAAGAUUCAUCUGCGCGACGUGUUCCAUUGAACAAAUUGAACUGUCCGAAUACGUACGACUUGAGAAAGUCUUCGUACACCAGCGGAAUUUGUGAGAAGCGGAAACUCAGUCACAGUGAUAAUCGUGAAGAUAUGUCAGUUGUGAAAAGUGUACUGCCAAUUGACGUCAGCAGGAAGUCUGUACCUGAAAGUUCCAUUGUCACACGUCAUGUCUUCAAAAAAACGCCAAAUAACGUGGAAUGUACGACGUCAACUUCUGUAUCCGAUCGAAAGACGUUAACGUGCCUUGGUGCGUCCACAACUAAAACUCACAGUACAAACAUUUCGAUACGUAUGGGCCUGUACGAGUCGUCGCAUAACACUCAAGAUGCGAAGAAGAAUGUCUCCACGAUGUUGCACAAACCGUCCAAGCCGAUCGACAUCGCUGUCCGCUCGGCACUGGACAUAGAGGGUGUUCGUUCAACACCAAAAGAGGACAGCAAACCUGUCGGGAAGAUAGAUACGGACAGGGCGCGAAUUAAUUCUUGGCCAGGUGAAAAUGUAUCAUACAAUGGUUACAUUGCGACUGACAACACGAACGAAAUCACUUGUCCAUUGAGUAAACGUAGAAGAAAUGUCUAUUCGCAGGUCGCACUCUCAUCGGAACAUUCGCAUUCCGUAUCUUCGUCGCUAAACGGCCUCGAUAAUGACACAGAUAUUAUUGAGCAUGAAGAGCAGCUUCAAAAUACCGAGCAAUCUUUGAACGCACAGAAAUUAAAUCUUAAUGGUGAACCAGAAGUACAGAAAUUAAAUGCCGAAGAACACCAUGAAACGAAGAAUUCAAUUGUGACGCAAGGAAAAAUCACUCAGAGCCAAGAUGCUUCGGAGAUAUCGAGCGAACCAUUCUGUGCGCAAAACAUAAAAUCCUUGGACUCUCUAACGCCGGACAAAAUCUUGAAUCUGAUUAACAAAGAGAAGCAUCAUCCUCUGUCGAAAUUACUGAUUGGCAAUGUGAUAGGAUUGACGACCGAAGAAUAUGCAAUGAUGAAUGCGACGCAAGCAACAACGCCAGAUUCGAAGAACGAAACGCCUACGUCGCCAAAGGUGAAUCUGAAGAAGAGACGCAAAGGGGAAGACAACGUGAAGGAGAAUGUCGCGUGCUUGGACAACAGAAGACACUGUAGAUAUUCUAAAUCUAAGAGUAUAUCGUGGAAAGUGAAGAAACAGCUGGACGCGGGAAAACUCGAUAAAGUGCUGCCUGAUCGGCAAUCCUGCAACGAUGCAGAUGACAAGUGCAAUAAUAAUGCGAGAAAGAACAAUCGAAGUGGCGUGUCUAGCGAGAACACCGAGUAUUUAUCGCCGUUACGUGUACAAACCUCGCUUCAAGCUAUUGUGCAACAUACUCGUAGUUCGUAUGACAUAAAAACACGUCUGAGGUCUGACAGGAGCGCGGUAUUGGCGAAGCAGGAGUUUUCUAAUUCGUCGAUCAAGAAGAACAGAUACAAGAAGCAAGAUAGAGAGGUCGCCAAUUUGUCAAUAGACGCUAAUUUCGGUCCCGUAACACGCGGGCCUCGAAACAGGAGGUUACGAUGCCGAAACAGCGCGUUCACGAACAAGAGAUACUACAAUACAUUCAAUGCUGUAUUAUAUUCGCCUAGCAAGCGAUGCAAGUCUAGUUUCCAGCGGAAGAGUAAGUUGACCAAAGUCACUCGUCAGCGUGCCAGGGACAGGCAAGCUAAGGAGCGAUACAAGGUGUCUAGCACUCUACACGCAAAUAGCAAAGACAUUAAAAAUUCGAUGCAAAAAUCGAAAAAUCUUCAGAGUACCGCUAGCAACAAUAAAAGUGAAGAUUGCAAUUAUAACAAUAACAAUUCUAACAAUAGAAAGAAGGAGAUAGUUAAGGUCGACGAUCGCAAUAUUUCUAAGACUUCCUUCGACAGAUGUCUUCGGAAGAAACUGGCGCAGACAACGGUCACCUUGUCGCAGCGCGCCGCUCAAACGUCGCACAUAAACUUACACAAGAAACAAGCCGAGAAGCCCAACACGACGGACGCGAUGACGCAAUGUAGACUCAUCACCGAGAAUCCGGAAGUCUACGUUAUCGGACAGCUGGACGAUCAGAGGGCUAUUCUGAAGAUGGAGUGGGACAAGCUGGCGAAGCUGAAGUCGGAAUCGAUAUGCGGCGUCGUACUGGACGAUCGGGGCUCCGAAAUUUACCAAACAGUGCGGCUCUGUCCCGUCGCUGCAUUUGCGGAGGACAAGGCUGCCGAGUUCGCGGAUUCCUUGCAGGACACAACGUCAGCCUUCGUACCUGUGAACGCUUUCGACAGCGAUUUGCGGAUUGCGCGACUCAGAUCGAUCGGAUUCAAGCCUAUACUCAAACCGGGAUCUUCUCAAGCCGCCCACGACCCGGAGAUCCUUCAAAAUACACUCGUGGCCACAAGCAAAGUGACCAAGCGAGACGUUGCCGAAGAGUACGACAAGUAUACGAAUAACGAGGACAACAAUAUGGUGGUUUAUUUGGACGACGAAUUGCAGUAUCAAGAUAUUGAAGAAGAGGACGACGAAAGCACGUUGGCGGCGAACACGUCGAAGAAAUCGAAAUUAAAGGGCAUGCAAUCGAAAGUCGGCAGCGUGUUUUCGGAAACGCUGCCGACGCGCGAAAACUUAGAAUCUCCUUGGCAUGGUUGGAAGAAGAUCGUAACGAACAAUCGAUCGUAUUGGAUCGGUUGGUAGUUAAUUGUACAUAGUAAUAUAGACACCGCGAAUUUGUGUGACGCUUCGUUACUGUACAACCAGAAAAAGGAACCGUUUUCUUCAAACGUGUACAAUAUUAUAUCUUUAUUUUUUUUUUGCCAAAAAGUAAAGGCUGUUGAUAACAUUCUAAAUUAUUUUUCUAACAGUACCAAUAUGGUAUUCGAGUUGACUAACAUAUUUUUAAGAAAGCUUCGAUAGAUAUAUAUCUAUAGGUAUUUUA